AUGGUCAACCCAAGAGGGGGAGCUUUCACACCUUCGCCAGCGCAACAAACCAUCGUGACAGGCGUAAGCCAUUCACCGCACGGCUCCCAUCACAGUACAUUUAGUGCUGGCGCGAGUCCAAAUACAAACAGUCCGACAGGAUCAAACUCACUCGCCAAAAUCGUCGUCGCGCAAGUCUACCUCCUGCUCAGCACCAUCAAGGAAGAUAAGGAUCGCACAAAGUGGGAACAACAAGCUGAGCAGCUCAGAAAGCUGAUCGAUGAACACGGCAUGGAAGUAUUUCAAAAAUACUUCAGCCGUCUCGUGGUUGGCAAUGCUCCUCAGAUAUUCCCUGGUCUCAACCGUUCGGUAGCCAAUCCUGGCAACUAUCAGAUACUCGUAUCCGAAGUGCGCAAGGUAUCUCACGAUGUUGACCAGGCUGGGAAAAUUGCAGAGUCCAUCGAGACGGCAAAUGAGGAACUAUUUAGGGAUUUCGACCUCUCAACAUUCAUGGAGCAUUUCAAGCUAGACGCGCUCGAGAAGACAAUUCUAGCUUUGGCAUUCAAGACCACCUCCAGGUCAGAUUUAAAGACAAAAGCCGAUGCCAUUCUAUCCGCCAACUUCGCCCCCUUCUUACAAUCAAUCGCACAGCAUACCCCCGAACACGCCGAUCUCACACCUGCCUUUCUUGCUGCGAUUCUCGAUAGGUUCAUCCAAGAACAUCCUCCUAAUUUCGAUCAACAAGCAAAGCACGAUCUUAUAAUGGCUACACAGUACCGAUACGCAAAUGCUGAACAGGAUAUGACGCAGCCAACUGAAGUUCUUACAUCGCUAUACUUAUUACACAGCCUCAGUGACAACAAUCUCCUUACUUUGUAUAUUCAAAGAAUGGGGCCCUCAUUCACAGCGGAUAUCGAGACAUGCCGAGAUCGUCUGCGCACUGCCAUGUCAAUCAUGAGAAUCGAUGAAGAACAGGUUUCGGCUGCACUGGUUUACACAGCGAUCAGUCAGACCAUCAAAUUCUCGACGUCAACAUUGGUCAACAGCUUGCGCCAGGAAGUUGCGCCAGACUUCAAUUGGCAGAGAGUGAUUGCGUACUUUGACCAGCCGGAUUUUAGAAUCACAAACCAGCAAUUUCUCACCUUGUAUGAAGCGCUUCGACCACUGGCAGCUGAUGAAGUUCUCGACAUCCAGCAUAUGUGGGGCGGGAACUGGCAGAAUUCUGAGACACAACUGUCUUUUAUCAGCGCCUUUGCAUCUCUCACCCCUGAAGAGCUUGAUGCGACAACUAUUCCUGGACUGCAACCCUCGUUCGUUCUGGAUGACUAUGUUGGUUCAGACCCUGAGACUCAAGCCCGUGCCGCUCAAGCAGUGAGACAUCCCUUGGUAUCAGUGGAAGCAUUAUCGGCCAUGUUCCAUGUUGCUUUACAUGAACCAACCGCCUCGGAUACUAUAGAAGCAAAGAGACUCUUCCAAGAGGUUGUCGUACCAAAUCUCGACAUUUUCUUGGUCUCAGCUUUUGCUGUUGCAAAGCCUUGGCCUGAUCUGGCAAUCGACACAAUCAACAACCUGUUUGACCGUUUCUUGUACAAGUACGAUCCCAAUUACGACUUUGUACUUGAAAGCCUGUGGCGCAAAGACAAGGCAUGGGUUGCACAGCGUCUAGUGGAGGCGCAUGCCAAAGCACCCCUGGAGCUACCUACUAUCCUUGACCAUGCGCUCAGGCAUUCAUGGCUGGAUGAACUGGUCUCCAUGUGUAAUGGAUUCGGACUUGAUCUAGCGGCUGUAGCGAACGCUCGUGGGUUCUUGGAUUUGGGGAAGUGGGCAGAAAUCCUAUUGCCACGAAGACAAGAGCUUGCCAACUCCCUCUUAACCUUCCUCAACAUCAAAGCACAACAUGAGCUGGAAUUCCAACGACAAGGCCGACUGCACAGCGUCAUGCUCCCUGUAAAGACUAUAGCUUCUCUCCUAGAGAUUCUAGAGGAAAUCUUACCCAAGUCGCCGUCACAGGAGUUAAUUGUGGUCCAACGCUCAUGCAUCACCGCAUAUCCUCGUCUUAUCAACUAUGGAGAUGAAUUCGACGAUAUCAUUGAUGCCAAUGGCAGGGACAAGAAUUCAUUGCCUCCGGAAGCAAACAACAAGAUGGAGGAACAUUACAAACGCAUGUACAGUGAUGACGUCCCGGUCAAAACCGUUGUCGAAGCCCUCGAUCGCUAUAAGCAUUCACGCGAUCCGGCCGAUCAAGAUGUCUUCGCCUGUAUGAUCCAUGGGCUCUUCGACGAAUAUAUUCUCUAUGGCACAUAUCCCCUGGAGGCGUUAGCGACCACAGCUGUUCUGUUUGGAGGCAUCAUCUCCCAAAAGCUCAUCUCAGGCUUAUCACUGGAGAUUGGUCUUGGCAUGAUUCUCGAAGCUGUCCGAGACCACCCUCCGGAGGAAUCCAUGUACAAAUUCGGCCUCCAGGCACUUAUGCAGCUCUUUUCCCGACUCAGAGAAUGGCCAGGAUUUUGCAAGCAGUUGUUGGCAAUUCCGGGACUGCAAGGAACAGAGGCCUGGAACAAGGCAGAGGACGUCGUCCGCAAUCAACAGGAUGAUGAGCCCCGUCUAAAUGGAGGAUCAGGUAUCACGAACGGCAACAUCGACGACAUGAUAGCUCCUGAACCAACUGCUCCACCUUUCAGGUCAUUGCAUGUGGAACCCCCUCGAUUCGAAACGGAGGCCCCCAGUGAAGAUACCCAGGACAAGAUUCAGUUCGUCUUGAACAACAUCACCUCCGAUAAUCUUAAGACUAAGUUCAUUGAACUGAAAGACUUUGUGGAUGACAACAGCCAGCAGUGGUUUGCAGGUCAUCUCGUCAGGGAGCGAGCCAAGAUGCAGCCAAACUUCCAGGACUUGUACCUCAGCCUGAUUGAGCUUUUCAACAAGAAGGCCCUGUGGGCUGAUGUACUUCGAGAAACAUAUGUCAGCACGUUCAAGAUGUUAAACGCGGAGGCUACCAUGCAAAAUACCGUCGAUCGACAACACCUGAAGAACCUCGCAACAUGGCUGGGUUCUCUCACGCUUUCUCGUGAUAAGCCGAUCAAGCACAAGAACAUCGCGUUCAAGCAACUCCUCACUGAAGGCUACGACACCCAGCGACUUAUCAUUGUAAUCCCCUUUGUCUGCAAAGUAUUGGAGGAAGGCAAGAAAUCAACCGUGUUUAGGCCACCCAACCCUUGGGUCAUGGAUAUCAUCAAAAAUCUCAUCGGACUUUAUGAAAAAGCCGAGAUCAAGCUCAACCAAAGAUUCGACAUUGAGGUGCUUUGCAGGGAGCUAGAGCUAGAUCACAAGACCAUCGAACCCUCAUACGAAGCGUUGGAACGAGCUCCGCUCGUUGAAGAGGCAACUGAUGUGAUGGCCGCCGAAGUCAUGGACAGAUUCGACAACUUGUCAAUGAAUGGUAUGGGUGGUGGGGCUGCCAGCGGGCGAUUCUCGCCUCAAGAAAUCACAUCAUCUAUUCCUGAUCUUGGCCCCAUGCUGGUGUAUCCUCCUGCAAACGACAUGGUCAAUCAAGCUCGUCUGCAAGAGAUUGUGAGAACUGCAAUUACUCGAGCGGUUCAUGAGAUCAUUUCCCCGGUCGUGGAACGUUCUGUCACCAUUGCAGCUAUAUCAACUUGUCAGAUGAUACAUAAGGACUUCGCCACUGAACCCAAUGAGGCCAGAGUACGAUCUGCAGCGAUCAAUAUGGUAAAGAAGACUGCCGGAAGCCUUGCAUUGGUGACUUCCAAGGAACCAUUGCGAGCAAGCAUGACCAACUACAUCCGGGCUUUAUCUGGCGAAUUACCACAGGGUUUGCCAGAAGGUACUAUCAUAAUGUGCGUUAACUCGAACUUGGACCUCGCCUGCAGCCAAGUUGAGAAAAAGGCCGAAGAGCGUGCUGUGCCUGAGAUUGAAGAGAUGAUGGAAGGCGAAUUGGAGGCCCGUCGACAUCACAGGAUCACCCGGCCAGACGAACCCUAUGUUGACCCACACCUGAGCCGCUGGUCGUGGACAAUUCCACACCCGUACAAAUUGCAGCCGAAUAUGAGUGGUCUCAACCAAGAACAAAUGGCCAUCUACGACGAAUUUGCACGCCCACCGCGGGUUGCGGCGAGUCUGAGUGGCACCACUCAUGUUGCAUCAGGGUCGGAUGCCACGAGAUCUAUGGCAAAUGACAUCCUCCAGGACCAGUACCCUUCGGUGCCACACCUUCCAACUUCCACGGAGCCGGCUACAAUGCCACACCUCAACCCUCAGCAAGCAGCAUACGCUCAGCCAAACGCCUCAAUGGUCAAUGGAAGAGUAUCUACAUUGCCUGCAGAUCCCCGAGCAUACGGAGACAGAGUUGAGAAGGCCCUUGCGGAGCUGGCCCGUGUUGCUUCGGAAACACCCGAGCAGCAUUAUCUUGAUCUGCCACGGCCUCAUCCUGUCCUCGACGUUCUGGACCACUUGUACAGUAUGAUCAUCAGAAGUGCCCAAGGACCCGAAGCCUUUGACAUCUUGAUCGUUGACCAUAUCUGCAAAAUCUUAUUUGGUGGUGCUGCACAGGACCUCGUCAUCGAGUGCUUGGUUCACGUUCUCGAGAACAUCUGCAGAAUCGGAGGUCGAACUGCCAGCCGGGUAGCUGUUGUCAUCGCUCACCAGCCAGGAGAGAAUUUGUUGCGCGUGCCAGUCGCUACUUCAUUGAUCAAAGCUGAGAUGAUUGAUUGGCGCAGAAUUGAUGCAGAGGCCUCGAAAGCCAUUUUGGGCAAGAAGGAAGAGUCGCUUCAGUUCCUUUCAUCACUUGUAGACGCAGUCCUACUAAACGAUCGCCCUAUCGCGCUCUAUGCGGAUCUCGUGAGCAGCUUGGAGGCUGCUUGGAAGUGGAUCGAAGAGGAACCCACUCUGGAAGCUGGCCAACAGCUGAAGCAAAAAUUGACCAGCUCUGGCUUGGGCCAAGUGCCUGGCCGCAAUACUGAUGACCGCCUUGCUGCUCGCCAAGACCAAAUGGACUAUGUUUUCGAUGAGUGGGUUCACCUCUGCAACAAUCCGAACGCUUCAGAGAAGGCAGCGUCACAUUUCAUCUCCCAGAUGUACAACAAGCAAAUCAUCAACAACCGGGAUGACUUGUGCUUGUUCUUACGACUGUCUAUCGACUCGAGUGUUGAACGUUUCGAGGUGCACGUUUCGAAUAAUGGUAGCCUCCACGAUGCCUUUAUUCCCACGGACGCUCUAGCGAAGCUGAUUGUUAUGCUCAUUAAGCGUCGUGAGCAGGAAGGUGAGGUCAAGGUUGACAAAGCUGCCUUCCUCAAAUCGAUCAUGUCGCUGAUCGUUCUUGUGCUUAAUCAUCACCAUGUGAUGCGAGGAGAGCAAUUCAACGAGAAGGUGUUCUUCCGAUUAUUUUCGAUGCUGCUCUCAGAGAUCGGCAAUUCUGGAGAUGAGCUUUCUGAAGCCGAUCAUCAGGAGAUCAUAUUGGUGUUCGCAAAGAUUCUUCUGGACGUUCGCCCUUCUUACUUUCCGGGCUUUAUGUUUGCUUGGUUGGCCUUGAUCGCCCAUCGAAACUUCUUGCCUACCCUGAUGAGACUCCCAUCUCAGGCUGGAUGGGAAUCCUUCUCUGACAUAAUGGAGAACAUGAUGCUUUAUGUUGGUGAGCUUCUGAAGCCACUUCAUGUCGCACAAGUGACCAAGGAGAUCUAUCGAGGUGUCAUGAAGAUUCUGGUCAUCUUGCAACACGACUACCCGGACUUCUUGGCUGCUUAUCAUUCCAAGCUCUGUGCCAACAUCCCGGGCCACUGCACGCAGAUGCACAAUAUCAUACUGCAUGCCAACCCGGCACCCUACUCGAAGAUGGCAGAUCCAAUGCAACCCGGUUUGAAGAUUGAUCGUAUCGAGGAGAUUCGAGAAUCGCCCGAGAUUGUGUACGAUGUUGAGGGGCCACUUCGACAAAUCGGAUUGUUCGAUGUCCUUGAUCAAGCUCUGCAGAGCGGCCCGUCAGAGGAUGCGGUUGCACACAUUGCACAUGCGAUCCAACGAUCCAAGAUUCGUCAAUCUGGUGUUGGCUUUGUUUCCAUCAACGUUGAUCAAAAGCUGAUCCAGUCCAUAGUCAUGCAUGUAGGUAUGCACUCAAUCGAAAGAGCGAAUCAGAAAGGUGGUCCAACUUUCGUUCGCGGGUCUCCUGAUGCUGCUCUGCUAUCCAUGCUCGUUCAUGAGCUUCAGCCAGAGGCACGAUAUUUCUUCAUCAAUAGUAUCGUUGACCAGCUUCGAUUUCCCAACACGCAUACGCACUACUUCAGCCAAGCUCUCCUGGAAAUCUUUGGCAGCGACAACGUUGAUCCAGAGGAGUCCGAUAUUCGUCAACAAAUUACUCGAAUCUUGUUGGAGCGCUUAGUUGGCAUGUGGCCGCACCCUUGGGGUCUGAUUGUUACUAUCAUGGAACUUAUCAAGAACGAAAAAUACAUGUUCUUCGAUCUGCCCUUUAUCAAAGCAUCACCAGAGGUUGUUGAUCGUUUCGCUGCAUUGGCAGCGCGUCCAAUGUAA
Messenger RNA from Hyaloscypha bicolor E, 6510 nucleotides. RefSeq names its product Not1-domain-containing protein. The record is from RefSeq and is a predicted model, not a curated record. Gene Ontology annotation, molecular function: molecular adaptor activity. Bases 1 to 6510 code for a protein of 2169 amino acids. Gene Ontology annotation, cellular component: CCR4-NOT core complex; P-body. Gene Ontology annotation, biological process: nuclear-transcribed mRNA catabolic process, deadenylation-dependent decay. NCBI's taxonomy places the organism in Eukaryota, Fungi, Ascomycota, Leotiomycetes, Helotiales, Hyaloscyphaceae. The transcript is spliced from 4 exons.